UCUGAUGUCAGUGUUGGACGGACUGGACCAUGCAUGGAACUCGAAGCACAGGCUAGGGUGAGACACACAGGAAUGGCAGGUUGAAGAGGCAGGUAGCGUUGCAAGGGGUAGCGAUUGCAAUGGACGAGGCAGGUAGCCAUGGCCACGGGCAGCUAGAAUAGUAGUAGCAUUGAUGAAGAAGCCGGUGGCAGGAGCGAGAGCGAGGCGACAUGGGCGGCGCAGGCAUCUCGUUGGCGCCGGACAAGCAGUUGCCAUUGCCAACCACGGGUAGCUGGCCGAGGCCGAUGCUCCCGUCCGUGAUCCCUUGACUGACGAGACGAGUAAAUACAUGGCGUCUCCGUCUCCGUCUCCAUCUGCUGUUGCCCGUCCGUCCGUCCUGUACAAGCAGAAGCUUCAUACCCUAGCGGUAGAAUGGUCCUGCCGCCAUUAAUGCUCCCCACCACACCUGCGAACCAACCAAUGAACCAAGCAUAAAUUUAAGGGUACCCACCGUUCCUGCUCCGAGCAAUCCAACGAGGAGAGGAGAGGAGAAGGAGAUCAGAGCAGAGCAGAGGGGAGGACGGAGCUCACGCGCAAAGCAUAAGCGCAGCAAUGGGGAUCUGCUGCAGCAAGGCGGCAGCAGGCCGGGAGCUGGACGACGACGACCACGGCUCGGGCUUCCCAUGGAUGCACGACGACGUGUUCCACGGCCACCUGUGGGCCAGCGCCGGCGUCUCCGUGCACACCAAACAGGGGUGGAAGGGCGCCAACCAGGACGCCAUGACCGUCUCCCAGGACUUUGCUGGCCACAAAGGCCACAUCUUCUGCGGAGUCUUUGAUGGACAUGGCCCUCUUGGCCGGGAAGUCGCUCGCUAUGUCCGCGACACCCUUCCAGUGAAACUAGCCUCUGCUUUGAAACCGAAAACUGCAGAUGAAGAUUCUUCAAGCGAUACUUUGAAGCUUAAACCUCAAGAAGAUGAUUCAAGCAACGAUUUGAAGCUCACAACUGAAGAAGAUGAUUCAAGCAAUAGUUUGAAGCUCAGAACUGAAGAAGAUCCCUCGAGCAAUACAGAUCUGGAUUCCUUUGACAAGUCAGAUAGCAGCUCGUCCAGUGAUGAUACAAGCGAUGAGAGCCAGCUGUUGUCCACUUGGAAGAACAUACUCGUGAAGACAUUUGAGCAGGUGGAUGGGGAGCUGAGGCAACAUUCAGGAAUCGACUGCAUUUGUAGCGGCACAACUGCAGUCGCUGCUGUUAGGCAGGGUGAUCACUUGAUCGUUGCCAAUUUGGGCGAUUCACGUGCUGUUCUUUGCACCCGGGACAGCAAGGACCGUCUGAUCCCAGUGCAGCUCACCACUGACUUGAAGCCAGAUCUUCCAAGCGAGCUCGCAAGGAUUCUGAACUGCAAGGGAAGAGUGUUCGCCAUGGAUGACGAACCGGACGUGCCUAGGAUGUGGCUGCCGAAUCAGGAUGCGCCGGGCCUCGCCAUGGCAAGGGCCUUCGGGGAUUUCUGCCUCAAGAACCAUGGCCUUAUCUGCACACCUGAAGUCUACUGCAGGAAACUGUCUGAGAAAGAUGAGUUCUUGGUGCUUGCUACUGAUGGGAUUUGGGACGUUCUGUCGAACAAGGAGGUAGUGAAGCUGGUGUCAUCGGCGACCGACCCAUCCAGGGCGGCGAGGCAGCUGAUCGACCGGGCGGUCCGAGCGUGGCGGCGCAAGUACCCGACGUCCAUGGUGGACGACUGCGCCGUCGUGUGCCUCUACCUGAACCGGCGGGCCUCUCCUGGUCCUGGUCCUGACGAGAGCCUGCGAGUCCCAGGCACAGGAGACGACGUGAAGCCGUUCACGGGCAGCAGCUUCCGCAGGGCUCUGACGAGUAACGGCGGCGGCGGCGAGGCGGAGGAGGGGGCGACGGUGUGGAGAGCGCUGGAAGGGGUGGCGCGGGCCAACUCCGUGAUCAGGCUGCCACGGUUGGGGCGCGUGCUGAGCUGGCGGAGGCGGUCGAGCUCGCUGGAUGAAGACGACGGCGAGGAGCGGGAUUGAUCAUCAUCAAUUUCCUGGCCAAAUUGAAGGGAGGCCAUCGUUUUCAUGGCCGGUACACGUAAAUUCAUCCGUGCAUGGUCAUGGACCGAUGAACGCGAGGCAGCCAAAUUGAAAAGGAAUUUUUUUAGGAUUUGAUUUGAUUGGCAUAAUGGCCCCUGUCGCAUUCAGGUGUUGAAACGGAUGAGGUGACAUGGACAGGAGUAGUGGCUGAUCUAAUCUGAAUGGUUGUUCAUCCUGCUCGCAUGUGACUUCAGUAUAGUACUACUGCUACUUAACGUUGCGUGACUGGUUGUGUGAACCGUAAAGGGUUUGCCGUUUGCGAGUGCUGUAACUGUAAUUUGUUGGUGAGAUUAGUUUCUGACACCAAACAUGAUCGAUCUUUGGAGUGGUUACUCAUUCUUUAAAUUUAAUGAUCAAA
Messenger RNA from Sorghum bicolor (sorghum), 2437 nucleotides. Its product is annotated as probable protein phosphatase 2C 73. The transcript is spliced from 5 exons. The record is from RefSeq and is a predicted model, not a curated record. Gene Ontology annotation, biological process: protein dephosphorylation. Bases 592 to 2019 code for a protein of 475 amino acids. NCBI's taxonomy places the organism in Eukaryota, Viridiplantae, Streptophyta, Magnoliopsida, Poales, Poaceae. Gene Ontology annotation, molecular function: protein serine/threonine phosphatase activity.